Messenger RNA from Phodopus roborovskii (desert hamster), 4210 nucleotides. RefSeq names its product twisted gastrulation BMP signaling modulator 1 (gene Twsg1). The transcript has 4 exons. Lineage: Eukaryota; Metazoa; Chordata; Mammalia; Rodentia; Cricetidae. Gene Ontology annotation, biological process: regulation of BMP signaling pathway. Bases 30 to 698 code for a protein of 222 amino acids. The record is from RefSeq and is a predicted model, not a curated record.
CGGUUACCGAGGGGUUCCUUUGGAGAACCAUGAAGUCACACUAUGUUGUGCUAACCCUAGCCUCCCUGGUGUUCCUGUCCUGUGUCCCUGCGUCACAGACCUGUAACAAAGCCCUCUGCGCUAGCGAUGUGAGCAAGUGCCUCAUUCAGGAGCUGUGUCAGUGCCGGCCUGGAGAAGGGAGCUGCCCCUGCUGUAGGGAAUGCAUGCUGUGUCUGGGGACCCUGUGGGACGAGUGCUGUGACUGUGUGGGGAUGUGUAACCCUCGGAAUUACAGCGACACCCCUCCCACUUCAAAGAGCACUGUGGAGGAGCUGCACGAGCCCAUCCCUUCCCUGUUCAGAGCCCUCACUGAGGGAGACACACACCUGAACUGGAACAUCGUCUCCUUCCCAGUGGCAGAGGAGUUGUCCCACCACGAAAACCUCGUUUCCUUUUUGGAAACUGUGAACCAGCCGCACCACCAAAAUGUGUCUGUUCCCAGCAACAAUGUCCACGCCCCUUAUCCCAGCGACAAAGAGCACUUGUGCACUGUGGUCUACUUUGACGACUGCAUGUCCAUACACCAGUGUAAAAUAUCCUGUGAGUCCAUGGGAGCGUCCAAAUACCGCUGGUUUCAUAACGCCUGCUGUGAGUGCAUCGGUCCAGAGUGUAUCGACUAUGGCAGUAAAACUGUCAAGUGUAUGAACUGUAUGUUUUAAAAGAAAUGCAGAGCAAAGCCGUUUAGUCACUAGGAGGACAUGGGAAAGACUCAGUGAGUCACGGAGUGUGCAGAAGUCUUGAGGCCAGUGUGCUAAGGACACAUUAGCGUAUACUAUUAGAACUGUGCUUUCUAUGUUUGGUGCCUGUUGGUGUAUGUCUUUUCCAUUGGCUAGAGUAGAACUCAAGUCCUAGGAGAGUAGGGUCAGAGGAGUCCUGGAAGAUCUCGAGUUCUGACGGAAGGGCUGGUGCCUUCUGUUUCCAGAGGGGUAGAGAAGGAGGGGUUACGAGGAGUUGUGGCUUUUACCUGCCAAUCCAGGACACCCGCCAAUCCAGGACACCCGCCAAUCCAGGACACCGCCAAUCCCAGGACACCUGCCAAUCCCAGGACACCGCCAAUCCCAGGACACCCGCCAAUCCCAGGACACCGCCAAUCCCAGGACACCCGCCAAUCCCAGGACACCCGCCAAUCCCAGGACACCCGCCAUUCCCAGGACACCAGGUCUCGACACUUACACCUUUCCUAACUGUGCUUUGGAUUGCUUAUCUGUUUUAUAUAAAUGGAGUAAUAUUAUAGUAUAUAAUUCUAACAACUCAUAUUCAAGCCACUGUAAAAGCCUAAUUUCAAACCAUUUUACAUUGGUUUUAGAAAGCAAAUACUUACUAUAUUUUACUUUAUAUUACAACAGAAAACUUACGUAGGGCCAGUAUGCUGACUGAGUGGGUAAAGGUGCUUGCUGCCACACCUGACAACAUGUGUUUGGUCCCCAGUCCCCGGAGCAGAAGGAGAGAACCAACUCCCGAGAGUUGACCUCUGACAUGCAUGCAGAUGCGCGCACAGGCACGCGCGUGCGCGCACACAGGCACACACACACACACACACACACACACACACACACACGCAUGUUUAGAAGGCUGAAACAGCUUGCAUGGUGAGGUCUGUCCCACAGCACUCUUGCUGACAGUGACUUAGACAUUGUCUUCCACUCCCUAAGCCACAGUCCUGAUGCCUUAUGUGUAGGCAUCGAAUCUUCUGCACCAAGAAUUGCAGCAUACCUCUGAAACUCCACAGAAGCCCAGGAAGAGCGGCCAGGCCGUAGAUCACGUGGUGCCCCAUGAGGUGCUGGUGGCAGAGGUGACUGUACCAGGACCAGGGCCAGCUCAGCACUAGCAGAGCAACCAGCGCCCCCAGCUGGUGAGAGCCUGCCUGCACAGGGUUGAGGAGGAGUGCCCAGGCAGGCGAGAACUGGGAAUGUCUGCAGUCACUACUGUCGCUACUUCGUAACAUCACAUCUGUUUCUGGACAUCUGGAUCUAGUAUCUGAUUAAAUAAGCGUCCUCUUUUAGGGAGCUAUAUUUCUGAAAGUAGGAGGGGAAAUCUGUUAAUAUAUUCACUCCUAGCAUACUGUGGAAUCAUCUAGUUUCUUAUGUAGUGUUUCCAUAGAGACAAGCAGAAAGGGCAUACUAUAUGCCCUUCAUAGAAAUAAAAUCCUUACCUUCAAGCAUGAACCUAAAACAAAUAUUUAUAAUACAUAGACUCAAUUUAAUAAAAUUGCUAUUUUCUGUAGUGUGUAUUUGAAUUAAAGUAACUUUUUAGGAAUACUCUACAUAUUUUAGUACAUAAAAUAGGAAGUGCUCUUAAACACAUUUUGCAUUUUUAUUUGAACAGUAGCUACUUACAAUAUCAUUUGUGAUAUUAUGGCUAUCCGUUAUAAAACCUGUAUUCUUUCCGAUAACUGAAGAACACUGAAGGUAAGGUACGUGAGCCUUCUGGACGGAUCUGACUGUUAAAUGUCAAAGUGUCCCCUCCCUCCCUCCCUCCCUCCUUCCCCUCCCCUCUCUCGUCCGUACCUCUGUUUAAAAGUGCCUUGCAAACAUUUCAGCUCCUUUCUGAGCUCCGACAGCGGCAGACUGCCGCGUGCUGCCCACUCAGUCCGCUAGUUCUGGAGAGCUGUCAGGCCGUGACCGCAGAGCAGAGCGCGUCUGUGGUUUCAGGCAGUAAGCCUCAACUUUUCUGUUUUUGUUUGUUUUAUCUUGAUACAGGGUCUCUAUGCAACCCCUGCUGGCCUGGAACUUGCUAUGUAGAUGAGGCUGGCUAUCCUCAUGUUUGCUUCUGAUGGCCACAAACAUUGUUAAAAUAUGUCUUAACCUUUUGUAUGUCUUUUUUACCCCAUACAUUUCUAUGUGGACAAUUUGAUUUUUUUUUUUUUUAAGCCUUGGCUGUCCUGGAACUGGGUCUGUAGACCAGGCUGGCCUCAAACUCACAGAGAUUCACUGCGUCUGCUCCCCGAGUGCUGGGAUUAAAGGUACGCCACCUCCGCCCGGCAAGUGGACAAUUUCUUAAACCAGUUGCUUUAACUGUUUUGCUUUAUUGCUUUAUUUCUUUAUUGCUUUAUUCCCCAUUAGAAAUGAUUUCCACAGAUAAGUUUUAUAGUUAUAUUUUGCAUAUGUCUCCUGCUUUGCCAAGGCCUUGAGGAAAGGGCAGCAUUCAGCUGACAGAUUGUUUUCAGAGCCAGGGUUGUGCACACUUGUGUUCCCACCACUUGAGAAUCAGAGCAAGGAAAUCGGGGCCAAAGCCAGCUGGGGAUAUAUAGCAAGACAGUCAGAAAAGCAAAAGAAAACCCCUUCGUCUAAUUCUGUACUCAACCUUCUGAGUAAUGCUUUUUUAGUUGAAAUUAAACAUUUCAGAAAUCAGUAGCCUCGAUUCGCACCAUCCUAGCAUAUUCUUCCGCACUGAAGAUUUUUGUAAUGGUUUGUUUCUUUUUCAGUAAAGAAUGAUGUUGUCUUUAUUAUAGCUAGGUUUUAAAAAACACUAGAUUUAAGGGUGGAGGUGGAAGCCCGCCAUGGUUACUGUGGGUGCAGCCCUGGGCCCCACCCUGAGUGCCAACAAGAAACAAACACCGGGGUGCGAAUCGGGGUAUUACUAAAUUAAAUCUAUGCACACACACUUUCCUAUAGCAAGGCACGGGCGGGCUGCUUCCCCGUGACAUCUAAUUAUGACUGGAACUAUAAUUAUGGUACAAAAGCAAACGUGGAUUCAAGUAAAAUGUUUGUUUUACUCAUGAUGCUAUGAAAGGGUCUUCACACCAAAGAAUAACUUUCUUUUUUUUAUUUGGUUUUUCAAGACAGGGUUUCUCUGUGUAACCCUGGCUGUUCUAGAACUCACUCUGUAGAUCACAGAGAUCCACCUGCCUCUGCUUCCCAAGUGCUGGGAUUAAAGGCGUGCACCACCACCACCACCACCACCACCUGGCCAAAGUAUAGCUUCUAAAGUUUCAGGAAAUAAGAUUGUCAUUAGCAUAUUUCAACAAAGAUUUAUAAAUCAAAAAAACUGAAGCUUCUGUGGGAAAAGACUUAGAAUUGGGUACAGUUGAAGGUUUGUACUUGGAAAAUGUCAUUUGAGACUUUCAAUUCUUUUGUUCAUUCCCAAGCGUCCUACAACACAUGUAAUUGUGUAUAUUCUUAUUGGUUGUCUCUGUAAUCAGAAAAGUAUUUUAAUAAAAAAUAGAAGUGAA